Centruroides sculpturatus (bark scorpion) is the source of this 1752-nucleotide messenger RNA. RefSeq names its product mRNA decay activator protein ZFP36L1-like. Gene Ontology annotation, molecular function: mRNA binding; metal ion binding. Lineage: Eukaryota; Metazoa; Arthropoda; Arachnida; Scorpiones; Buthidae. The coding region runs from base 127 to 1197 and encodes 356 amino acids. The record is from RefSeq and is a predicted model, not a curated record. The transcript is spliced from 2 exons.
AAAAGUUGAAAGCACACGAGUGGAAGAUUCAGCGUAACCCAGUACGCCGUGGCGUGUGUAUGUGGAUUCGGGAGAAGUGGUGUACACAUUUUGUGUUGGUGUCUUUUUUUUAGUGUUAUUAUUUAAAUGGAGAUAAUGUCAACGGCUAUGGUGUCAGCAUUCUACGAGUACGGAGAUAGUGUGUACAAGAGUCGAAGUAAUAGUGCAGUUACGAAUAGUCGGAAUAUGGGUUCUCCCGUGGCCAUACAGAGUUUACGUCGCACCACCAGUUCCAGCCCAUCCAGUAAGAGUGAAGCCAAACAGUCUACGAAUGCCAGUAUGAUGUGCAACUCUCCAACGAGGGAACAACAUCGCAAGUUAGAUCGAAGUCUCAGUGAACCGGUGGAACGUGCCAGGCAAUCAGCAUCUGGUUCGAAUCAAGCGAAUUCGAGUCGAUACAAGACCGAAUUGUGCCGUCCAUACGAAGAAAACGGUACGUGCAAAUACGGAGAAAAGUGCCAGUUCGCUCACGGUAUAAACGAAUUGCGCACUCUCGUCCGUCACCCUAAGUACAAAACCGAAUUGUGUCGGACUUUCCACAGCACCGGAUUUUGUCCCUAUGGUCCCAGAUGCCAUUUUAUCCACAACAGUGAAGAAACCAAGAAGCAUUUGCUCACGCAUCUCCAAGUAACGGGAAUGCAAUCGAUCCGGUCGACCGGCAGCGAAAACACAGUCAGUCUGCCUCAGCAGGCGACCCAAACACAACCAUCCAGACCAAAAGCCCUGUCUAUCGGGAGUUUCAGUCUGGGAUCAACGGGAGAUCUUUCUCCGCCGUCCAGUCUCAGUGGGAGUCCCACAUCUCCCAACAGUUUCUUCGUAGACGAGCCCUUCGCUGUCUUUUCACCCAGUUCCACUCCCACACCUAAAAGUGUGGGAUUUGCUCCAAUCCAACCUGACUAUAUCAAAACAAAUGGCCAGUACGGGAAUUACAGUGCCUUCUCCAACGACCUGGUUCUGGACUUAUAUCGAGACCAACUAGUAGGAUACUCUAUGGAACCUUCACCGCCAUCUCCAGUCGAAUCCUUAGGUUCUGAACUCGAGUCUCUCAGUCUGGGUGGAAGUCCUGUGCCAGCAACAUGUAGUUCGCCGUUGGAUGCAACUCGCGGUUUGCCACGUCUGCCUAUAUUCAGUCGACUGGCUAACUGCGAUUCGGAUUAGACGUUCGACUAAUUCGAAGGCUUCCGAUCUAUACAGGUCGGUGUACAGUGUUUAAUUAUAUUGUAACGAAGGGACCAAUUUGAUUUUUGCCAAAUUUGCAACUAUUGUGAUUUUACAAAGAUGGCGUCGUUCUGUACGAAAUGAGCUUUUUUUUUUCAUUCGAAAAAGAUCCACUUAAUUUAUUUCUCUCUCGUAAAGAUUCUUUUUUUUCGAACGGGAGUACAAUUAUAUUAAUUGGAGUUUUUAGCAUUUCUUUUUAAUUCUAUUGGAAUUUUUCUACUUUCUAACUCCACAAAUAGUUCCCUCCAAAUAUAAAACGCGCAAUAGUUUUGGUAUUUUUAGGAUUUAGCUUAACAGAAAUCUUUACCAUCUCCCUCUUAAUCAAAUCUUUUCUUAUUCAGUUAUGGGCAUGAUAGGUUUUUUAAUACCUUCAAAGAAAGCAUUAAUGAGAAAAAUCAGUCCUACGUAUUCCCAUAUUUAAAUAUUAAGUUAUUUAUUAUAAACUAUGCCUUAGGUAAUUAUUAUUAUUAUUAUUAUUAUUAUUAUGUAAAUCUU